Messenger RNA from Penicillium verrucosum, 2214 nucleotides. RefSeq names its product PalH/RIM21 family protein. Bases 1 to 2214 code for a protein of 737 amino acids. The record is from RefSeq and is a predicted model, not a curated record. The transcript is spliced from 3 exons. Lineage: Eukaryota; Fungi; Ascomycota; Eurotiomycetes; Eurotiales; Aspergillaceae. Gene Ontology annotation, cellular component: plasma membrane. Gene Ontology annotation, biological process: cellular response to pH.
AUGGAAAAUGACUUCCACUUGCUUCCCCGCCAGAUCUGGGCGAAUCCAACACCGACUACGACGAAGACUUAUUCACCCGGCUGUACGCCUGUUGUAUUGCCCAGUGAUGGACUGGUAUAUUUCAACAACUCAUAUGCUGUUACUCUCACCGAAAACGCCAUCUUCGAGCCUGUCUGUACAAGCUCCCCAACCGACGAGGUUCACAUCUCCGCCGUCCUCGAUACCCGCGAUCCAUUCUAUUCCUCCGUUACCCCACAGCUAUAUGCCAUCGGUUGCGCGACUGUCGUUAGCUAUCUCCUCGUCAUCAUCCUUCUCAUCACACCGCGAACAUUCUACGUCGGCGGCCCCGGUGGCGGCGCCAAUUUCCUCGGCCGCCAUGGGAUGAUUAGCGGCUCAUAUAGCGGGAACUCGUCGGUUGUCGGAGUCGGUGGACGACCAUGGCUGCAGAAAGUGGCUGCGAUCUUGGUUGCGAUCUCGUUGACUAUCGCCACGGUCGAUUCCUUCCGAGUCGCUGAGCGGCAGUAUGAAUAUGGAUAUUCCGAUGCAGAGGCGCUUUCCCAGGAGGUUAUCGACGGAAUGGAAAUUCGCAUCGUGCGCGUCAUAUCGAGCACGUUUCUGUGGCUUGCGCAGGUCCAGACGUUAAUUCGAUUGUUCCCGCGACAUAAGGAAAAAGUUAUGAUCAAAUGGGCUGGCUUUGCGUUGAUCGUGCUGGAUACGACUUUUAGUAUUUUGAAUAAUUUUUGGGCGACGAGUUCUCCGACACGACCCAGGCUAUACGAGGAUGCCAUUCCUGCUUUGAGUUACUUGUUCGAGUUGUCGCUUAACCUUCUCUAUGCCGCUUGGGUGAUCUUCUACUCGAUAUCUAAGCACCGAUACGCGUUUUUCCACCCCAAGAUGCGGAAUAUCUGCUUGGUGGCUCUUCUUUCGCUAUGUGCCAUUUUGAUACCCGUCGUCUUUUUUGUUUUGGAUAUUGCCAAGCCGGAAAUUGCUGGCUGGGGUACCUAUAUUCGAUGGGUUGGUUCUGCCGCGGCCAGUGUGGUGGUUUGGGAGUGGGUGGAACGCAUUGAAGCGCUGGAACGAGAUGAAACCAAAGACGGAAUUCUCGGGCGAGAGGUUUUCGACGGCGAUGAAAUGCUUGAAGUCACUCCUUCUGAGGAAGUUGACUGGCCACGUUUCACGGGUCAAGGGCACGACCAAGGUGGGGGAGCUGCACCACCACCACACAACCACGCUGCUACGUCGGCCCCCCGGGGCCCAAACGAUAACCGGCCGACUCCACCUCCAGCGGUGAUCACACCGAUCAGCCGUGCUGAUACUACUAGUGCAACAAGCACAGUGUACAAUGUCCGGUAUCAUUCAGUGGCUAGUCCUACACCUCCUGCCGCAAUGCCAAAUAUGCACGAGGAGGAGGAAUUGGAUGAAGAUAAGGAGCUGGAAGGCGCGGAGUCGCAUACCCCUAAUCCAAAUGGCCAUCCUCUUUCUGCUCAAAACACCCGAGAGCAGUCACCGCAGAUUGUCCAAGCCGAUCCGCGAUGGCAUGUUCUCCUGCACCCAUUCAAGAGGCGACGUGCAUCUCUACCGAAAGAAGUGGCAUCUGCACAAGCCGGAGAAGAAUUCUCCGAACACAGAGCAUCUGCAGCAGCAGAAGAGGCCGAGGCAGAAGCAAAUGCUGCUCGGUCUCGAGCCGAUCACUUCUUUUCUCUCCAUCGGAAAGCCCGACUAGGCACCGGACCACAAAAUGCCGACGGCUCAUUACCAGUCACUGUUAUUCCAGCGCGUCGUCGCGGCCAACACACAUGGUCACCGCAAAAUCGACUGCUAGAGGACACCCAGCCACCUGGAGAGAGUCGACCAGUCCAACCCACUCAACAUCGCGAGCCACCCUCCAAUCGUCCCAACUUACCAGUGCGGGUGAUUCCUUCUCGACCACAAGCGUCUGCUCCAUGGACAGAGGCAGACGUAGAGCGAGGAGGUGGAGACUAUGUCCUACACUAUGACCCGGAAGCUGCGGCGCUGGUCAACGAGGACAUCAGCCAUUUGGAUCGGAAUGAUCGCAAUGAUCAUGUCACAGAUUACGAUCAACAAAGUUGGACAGAUACGACAUACUCGGAAGAACGAAACGAUGUGUCAGCGGAACAGACAAGCCGUAGACCACCCGAUGCCGAAUCCCACUCUGAGCACGGACCUUACAACGAACAGCAUGGCUCUUCAUAA